AUGAUGGCAGUAAAGAAGGCAAUGAAAGACCUUCAUUCUAGAUCCUUCUCCAAUGCUUGGCAAAAAGCUGAUGAAUACAGGCAAAAACUAACUUGCCUCCAAACCCACCCUGAUAUUCAGCAUAAUGAUCAGCUGCAGAUGGAAGAAAGGGAAACUUCAAGAAUUGAUUGGCUCACUCAAGGUGACACUAGCUCCAGGCUUUUCUUCACUGCUGCAAAGGUUAGAAAAGCUAAGAAUAAUAUUAUUCUACUUUAUAGUGAGCAAGGAGUCCUGUUAACAAAGCCAGAGGAGAUUCAAGGAGAGCUUGUUGAGUUCUAUAGAAACCUCUUAGGAUCUGCUGCUCCUAUGUUACAAGCUAUUGACUUGCAGACUGUAAGAACAGGCCCAAGACUUAGCACAGCUACAAGUCUAAGAGCAUAUCAUAGUUUAGUGUCUAAGAUUUGCACUGCUGUGGAGAAAUUUUCUGCUGCUUCAGGUCUUCAUGUAAGUCCUGAGAAGAGUAAUAUCUAUUUGGCUGGAGUGAGUCCUGAGGAAGCUGCAAAUCUUGCUGAGAGUGGGAUCAAAGGUAUUGUUGAAGCUGUAAAGGAGUAUGCUUGUGUUGGUCGAGCAUACUUUGAGAAGGAAGCAGUGGGUAAAGGGUCUGCUGCAGACAUAUUGUGCAAUAUUCUAAGGAAUAUUGGUGAUGUUCCACCUCCGGGUUUUGAAGAUGUUUCUCCUCCUCCUUCUAAAGAUUGUCCUCCUCCUAACAAGAGCACACCAGCGGAUGCCCCUAUAUCCCUAAAGAAAAAUGCCCCAACUUCUAAAGCUUUGGCCGAGAAAGCCGCCGCAAAGAAAGCGGCCGGCACCAGUGAGGCUCCUCCCUCAAAAAAGGCCAAGGGCUUUACUGCUAAGAAGAGGAAGACCACACGGCCGGUUCCCAAGGUCGUCAUCGAGCUACCGGCCAAGGAGGAGGCCAAAGAAGAGCCGGCUGAAGCCGACUCCCGGGCCCUCGUGGCCUAUACUGGUCCGGCCGAGCAGCCCACACCUUCACAACCUGACGAGGUUGUCAUAUUGGAGGAUGCUGGACAAUCUUCUCAGCCGGACACGGCUGUGGACGGUUCCGCCUUUUCUGGGCCUGUGGCCCAACUCGUAGGCCAGAUGCCGGCUGCGUAUAGGACGGCUUCCCGUUCCUCUGAUAAAGGGAAGGGUCCAGCUGUUGACGGCUCCCCUAGCCUCUCUGACGAUGAAUCUUCUCCAGCUUUUGGAAAGAUGUCUUCGUCCGAUCGUGAGAAGCUCAAGACGGAGCUGUUUAAGUGCUUUCCCGAACCUUAUAUCAAGGGGUUAAGGGGAGCAUCGUCUGGGCAUGUAGGUUACAUGUCUCAGCUUGCUGCCGAGCUUUUUGCUCGCAGCAUGAUAACAGAGGACUGGGCAAAGGAGCUCAGAAAAGAGAAUAAGAAGCUCGUCCACGAUGUGACGGCGGCUGCUGAUCAUGCCCAGUUUGCUAUGGCCCAGCAAGAGGUGCUGCAUCAGCAGACCAAGGUUGCAUUGGAAAAACGGUCUGCCGAGCUAGAGUCUCAGAUCAAAGUCUACCUUCUUCGGUUGACGGAGAUGCUGGACGAACGGGCUUCAUUGGAACGUGUCCUGACGGACGAGAGGAACUCAGUCAUGACGAUGGCUGCUGAUUUUUUCAAAGAGAACCUCGUCCUUAAGGUCAAGAACCAAGCCCUUCGUACUGAGGUGGCCGAGACCAUUGCUGGCGCCAAAGAGGCUAUGAACACCGUCAUAGAUACCUCAAAGGAAUGGGCAUUGCAAGCUUUUGGCAUGAUGGCCGAAGAAGAGGAUAUCCCCAGAUAUGCUCGUCGGCUGGCGUUCCAGGAGGCUUUGCAUAAGGCGACUAUAUCCGGAGCCGACCCUCCCGUUUUUGAAGAAUCUUCUGAAGAUGAAGAGGGGAGGACGAUGCUGAGGCCCAGGAUGAAGAGGACAAUGAUCCUCCUGCCGCUUAGUUCCUUUGUUGUACUUGGCCGUGAGCCAUUUGUAAUUUUCCUCCUUUUGUACUUAGAUGAAUUUUAG
Beta vulgaris subsp. vulgaris (sugar beet) is the source of this 2049-nucleotide messenger RNA. RefSeq lists its product as uncharacterized. The record is from RefSeq and is a predicted model, not a curated record. Bases 1 to 2049 code for a protein of 682 amino acids. The transcript is spliced from 8 exons. NCBI's taxonomy places the organism in Eukaryota, Viridiplantae, Streptophyta, Magnoliopsida, Caryophyllales, Amaranthaceae.